Molecule: messenger RNA, 1500 nt
Organism: Dovyalis caffra
Lineage: Eukaryota; Viridiplantae; Streptophyta; Magnoliopsida; Malpighiales; Salicaceae
Source: the annotation of a GenBank genome assembly
AUGUUGAGGCAAAUCUUGAGUAAGCUCCCAAGAAAAUCUUUAAAAACUGACUCAGCUGAGUCUAUUCGGCCUGAGUCACCCUUAACUCAGCAGAGAUCCAAUGGCUCAGCUGCAGGUUUGGGUAAAUCAUCCAGUGGUCCGAAAAGAACUUCUUCUGUUGUGUUUCCAGCUAGUGUGGUUGCUGGGAUUGAGCCACUCGUGCCUUUCAAAGAUGUGCCUAAUGCAGAGAAGAUGAAUCUCUUUGUGAGCAAAGUAAGCCUUUGCUGCGUAACUUUUGAUUUCAGUGACCCAAGUAAGAAUACACUUGAAAAGGAUGUAAAGAGACAAACUUUACUUGAACUUGUUGAAUUUGUUGCUUCUGGGUCUAUGAGAUUCAGUGAACCUGCCAUUUUAGCAAUGUGUAGAAUGUGUGCUGUUAAUUUGUUUAGAGUGUUUCCGCCAAAUUAUAGGUCAAAUUCGAGUAGCGUUGCCGAGAAUGAUGAUAAUGAUGACCCCAUGUUCGAUCCUGCGUGGCCACAUUUGCAAAUUGUGUAUGAUUUGUUGCUUAGAUUCAUCAAUUCUUCUUGCUUAGAUGCUAAAGUUGCAAAGAAGUACAUAGACCAUUCGUUUAUAUUGAGACUGCUUGAUUUGUUUGGUACGGAGGAUCCGAGAGAAAGGGAUUGCUUGAAGACUAUAUUGCAUAGGGUUUAUGGGAAGUUUAUGGUGCACAGGCCAUUUAUUCGAAAGUCUCUAAGCAAUAUAUUCUAUCGGUUUGUGUUUGAGACCGAGAAACAUAAUGGGAUUGCAGAGUUGUUGGAGAUUUUUGGGAGUAUAAUUAGUGGGUUUGCCUUGCCUUUGAAAGAGGAGCACAAGAUUUUCUUGUGGAGGGUUUUGAUUCCUCUGCAUAAGCCGAAGUCUGUGGGAGUUUACUUUCAGCAGUUGUCUUACUGUGUGAUACAAUUUAUUGAGAAGGAGCCCAGGUUGGCGAGUAUGGUAAUAAAGGGGAUACUGAAAUACUGGCCAAUAACUAAUAGCCAGAAGGAGGUAAUGUUUCUGGGUGAGUUGGAAGAAAUUUUGGAAGCAAUUAGCAUGGUGGAGUUCCAAAAGGUCAUGGUUCCAUUGUUCUGGCGGAUUGGAUGCUGCAUUAAUAGUUUCCACUUCCAGGUGGCUGAAAGAGCCCUCUUCUUAUGGAACAAUGACCAAAUUGUCAACUUGAUUGCUCAUAAUAGGCUUGUGAUUCUGCCUAUCAUAUUUCCGGCAUUAGAGAAGAAUGCUCACAGCCAUUGGAACCCAGGGGUGCUCAAUUUAACACAAAACGUCAGAAAGAUGUUCUCUGAGAUGGAUGAUGCCUUGUACUUGGCCUGCCUUGAUCAAUUCAAGGAGGAUGAAGAAAAGCUAAGCUUAUUGGCUGAGCAGCGGAAGGAAGCGUGGCGGCGGCUGGAGUAUGCAGCCAGUCUCAAGCCAGUAACCGGAAACACUGCCGUUUUGGUAACUCCUUUGGCAACUUCAAUUGCCUGUUAA